GUUACAAAAUAUAUAGCGCAGGCAUGCAGAGCCUGAAUGCGUUUAAUUGAUUAGCUGCAUACAGUAAUAUUGUUACAGUGAUGGGUUUGUGGUGUGGUGUGCAGCCAUGGUUAAAACCCAAAGAGUGAUGGCAGUAGAGGACACUGCCAACCCCCGUUGGCCAGUGCAAAAGUCAGUUUUUUAUAUAAACUGAACACAGGCUGUGUAAUGCACCAAGUAGUGGACACGAUAAUUCAGCCAGAACACAGGAGUAGAAUUAAAUAUUUUAUUGAUGGAAAAGGUGUUGAACGGCAGGAAACGGGCUGGAGCCCACUCAGGAACCAUUGUAACAGUAAGGUUUGUGGCUGGAAGCAACUCAGUGGAAGGUAGUGAAAGGCCACUAACCUUCUUAGAUUCCAGGAAGUUGCUCUAGAUCCGAUCCCUGGGCCCAACGGCUCCACUAGUUUGAUGUUUCUAUGGGCAAGCACAGUCAGAGGUUCUCUGCUUUAGACAGCUUGUAACCAGGGCCGAAGCGAAAGGGUAAUCCGUGAUACAGGCAAGGUUCAGAAUCAUUAGUAGAUCGGGCAGAGGUCUUUCAAAGGGAGAGGCAGGAGGCUUGGUCAGGUCUGAGCGACAGGUCGUUGUACAGAUAUCAGAGACUAACUGGAGAAUCCAAAAAGGGCAAGGCAGACAGGGAAAAUCAUAAAACGUAAGGCAAGGUCAUAAACAGGCAGGCACACAAGGAACACUGGAUGGUAUGCACACACACAAUGGCUUUAUAGAGUCUGGCAGCUAACUGCAGAGGGAGCCAGGUAUAUAUCGGGUGGAGCACAGGUGCUCAAACUACCACCAACGAGACAGGCAGAGCAGACAGGAAUAGAGCAGGACUGAUCUAAACAAACAGACAGACUAGUCACAUUACAGGCUGGUAGACAGACAAUAGUGACCGGGGUAUCAGUAUGGUAAUACAAAACCAUAUCUUUAUAAAAUACAUAUAAAAAUGCCACAUUGUUACGCAAUCAGACCGAUGGCUGAGGGUUUGAGUUCAGAGCACGGAAAUUAGUAUCAGGAAUAACAUUUGCUUUCUAAUAAAAGUGAUAGAAAAAUGUAGUAUGCUUCACUGAGUUCCAACAAAAAGACAAAGAGGACUAUUUUUUUCCCCACCUCUCACACUGAUGAAUGCUGAAAUCUAUUUGUUUGUCUCUAGAUACCAUUGUGGGUCAUACAGGAAAUGAUAGACCCCUUGUUAAUAUUUCUAUCUUUUGUUCAGUUUCUUUCAGUGAUCAUGUGAAAAGAAAUGUUUUAUUCUCUCUCUCUUCAGAUGAGGGCUUUAGAUUGGUUUACUUUCAAACAGUUUACUUUCAAACUAUUAGCAAAGGGAGGACAGACCUUUUCGAUGUAAAAGAAAAUGACUAUGAGAUCUUAAGCAUUUUCCCUAGCUGCAAGUGGAAAAUCAUAAUUAAAAGAAAUAAAGGCUUGAAAACAUCAGCCUGUAUGUAAUUAACCUUUACAAUACGUUUGGCUUAGUGAAUUAGAUUACUAAAAUGAAUAAACUUGUCAAUAAUUGUCUCAUUUAUUGAAAAUGACUGUAUGCAGAAUACCAUCUCAGAAUGUCCAACUCCUUGAAGCAGAUGGGCUGCAGCAGCAGAAGACCAAGUGCAACUCCUGUCAGCUAGGAACAGGACACUGGAACAAUUAGUAACAGACUGCCGUGGUUCCAUAAAUCUUGAGUUCAGUUUGCAACAUACCGAUGUUUAGAUCAAAAUAUAGUGUAAUGUAAUGUAUCAUUUCUGGUCCCAGAGUAACAAGCAAACAUUGUUUAAAUGCUGCAGCCUACCUGACUGUCGGUGUUGACCUCGUCCAACCCCAAACGGGUUUAUUAAAAACGACAAUAUGCUCAAUGUAGUCCAGAGAACUUGACAGUGACCAGAUCUUCAGCUAAUAGAGCAGCUUUAGGGUGUACUGGAAGAUGAGGGUCAUGAAUGUGCUGCUGACCCGAUCUGCUGCAACUGUGUGAUGCUGUCAUGUCGCUAUGGAGCAAUAUCGCUGAGUAAUGGUUCCAACGCCUUGCUCAGUCUAUAUAAUGAAGAAUUAAAGCUGUCCUGAAGGCAAAAAUGAGUCCAACCAAGUACCAGUGAGGUAUACCCAGCAAAGUGGCUGGUUAGUGCAGAAUGCAACUGCUGGUUAUAUGAAGCUCUAAAUGUUGUGUUUGCACUGUUUAUGCAUUGUACUUCUGUAGAAAGCAUGCUUGAUUCUGAUUCAAAGUGAAGCCUGCAAACUGAAGUUUCAUUUUACCAGAGGGAAUCUGCCUUUUGGCUGUCUCCAUGUUGAGUAACCGUCUUCCGACAAGAAAACGCAAAGUUUGCACGCCCCCUUCCCGGGGCGCAGCUGAGGUUCUGAGUUCCUGCAUUGAGGGAACAGGUUUUUACAUCCAUGUCUAUGUCUUCAUUUCAGGCUAUGGCAUAGGCCUUCCCCAGGGCUCUCCUCUGACCCGUAAUGUGUCAGAGUUUGUGAGUCGCUACAAGUCUGACGGCUUCAUGGACAUGCUGCAUGACAAAUGGUAUAAGGUUGUACCCUGCGGAAAGAGAGUCUUUGCAGUCACCGAGACCCUGCAGAUGGGGAUCCAGCAUUUUUCAGGUCUGUUUGUGUUGCUGUGCAUCGGUGUCGGUGGAGCUCUGCUGACCUUGGCAGGUGAACACACCUUCUAUCACCUGGUGGUCCCCCGCCUCCGGCGUUCAAAUACCCUGCAGUACUGGCUGCACACCAGCCAGAAAAUCCACAGAGCCCUCAACACUACAUAUGAGGAUGUUGGGAAGGAGCUGACCUGCCUUGACCAAAAGCCCUCUUCUUGUAUCUCAGAAAACUGCACCUUACACAGGAAACAGCAUAAGCCUCCUCCACCGUCACCUCCCACAUCCCUCCCUGCCUCCUAUACAGCUGGUGAAACUGGCAGCUCCUCGCCGUCCCAUGAACCUAAGGAAAAACGUGUUCAUUUUGACCUGGACACGCUUCACAGCUACCGCCUGCGCACGCACACAGCAUCGGUGCGUGGCAGGCCGGGCAUGGUUGGCCGUCCUGGUCUCGGACUGGGAGGGUUUGGGUUCGGCAGCCUGGGCAGCUUCACCACUCCUCCUCAGAUUAAUCUCCACGCUAACGGGGGCCCGGUCUCGACCUUGGCAUCCACGGGCUUGUUGCUGUCUCCCUUAGGAAACAGGGCCACUCAGACCAGCCUGUGGGAGGGGGAACUCCAGGAGCUUCAGGUGAAGAUCGAAACCUUCCGUAACCAGCUGAGAGAGGCUCUGGCUCGAAGAGCCGAGAUCCAGUCCAGCCUGGAGAGAGAGAGGAGCGGGCUGGUACGCAGGGACACCAGUCUGGAGAGAGAAAGAGACAGACAGAGGGUACAGACUAUUACCACAGACAGAAGUAGCUCCACUCAGUCCAAACUCCCUGAAAGAGACAGAACCAGCCAACUGCAAACCCUGAACAAUCAGCAGACUGGGAGGCCUAACCAAACAGCUGGAGCUGGUACUGUGGUUCUUGGAAGAAGCAGCCAGUUAAACACAGUGAACAGUUUGGAUAGAGGAAGGGCCACUCAAUCACGCCCCAGUGUUACUGUGACAGGGGAAAGGACUGUCCAAUCACGCACUUCUACUAGUCUGGAGCGAAGUCUAGUCAACCAACAAAGUACUGGAAACGUAACAGUCCAAACGAGGAACACUUCUAGUCUGGACAGGCAGAAGGCAAACCCAUCACUCACUCUGAACACUUUGGAGAGGACGACAGCCAACCAGUCAAGCGUAAGCAGCGGAACCUGAUUGGUUCUCUGAAGCCUUUUGUUGUGCAGGAAUUACCAGAGAACCAGUCAGGUGGUGCUCUCAUAGCCGUGGGUCCUGGUCAUUUCACUCUUUUGCCAUUUUGUACCUUUGCAUCUUUGGUCUUUUCCUACCUGACUUUUUCAGGUACCAAAAGAUCUCUGCCACAGGUUGUUUCGUACUCACCAAGUACAAGUUCUUACCUGCCUUGGAGGCGAUCCUUACCAGCCACAUUGAGAAUUAAACUUGUUUUAUAUACAUUCAUCUCACAUUUUGCAGUAAUAAAAUGGGACUCCAAUUAAGAAUACCAGCACAAGAUAUUUUAGUUUGAUUAGGAAACUUACAGUUGGUCUUCAAGAUCAAGUAUUUACUUUUUUUGCUUUUUUCAUCAGAUACUCAAAAUAUUUUAUGAGAACCUGAGUAAAUACAUGCAGAUGUUCUCAAAUAAUUACUUGAUUCAUGAAGGGGAAAAACUAACCCAACUAAGAACAACAAUAACAGCCCCACAACCCUGUUAAAUAGAAUACAAUAAAAUAAUAUUUAAUUUAGCCUUCAACAGGGAAAUUCAGUAUAUCAGCAGCACAGGGACAAGCAAAUGAAAUGCACAUAGAUAGACCUAAAACCCCACAGAUGAAUAUAAAAUAAAACAAAACAGGCUGAUUAUGGCCUCAUCUGUCACUAACCCCAAUAUUUUAAGUCAAUUUCAUUAGCCACACCCAGUAAUCAAUAUUCUUCGACAUGUAGAAUCAAGAAAUCAGUUAUAUAUAAAAUGUCAGACAACAUAAAGUAGGCGAAAUACGACCCAAUCCAAAUACACGUAGGAAACAACGGCACUGACAUCUAUCAGCCUGGAAUGGAUCACAUAGCCAUUUUGGUUUUGGGAGUUAACCACAGCCAUAAUCCACAAGCAAUGAAAAUAUAGAUCACUGGGGAACCUUCUCAGGAGUAGCCAACCUAAUCAAAGUCCAGUCUUAAAUCCAAUUACGAUGCAGCAUGACUUUACACUGUCUGUUCAUGCCUAAAAUGCACCGAUUAUGAAUUAAAACAAUUCUGCAAGGACGAGUUGACCAAAAUGUCUCUAGAGCAAAGAAAAAUACAUCCUGCCAGUCUUUGCUGAUAAGAGUGCCACAGCCAGUUUCAUUUUCCAGAAAAUGCCAACUCAAAGUCACAAAUUAUGACCAGAAAAAUAAUAAUGAUCAUUUAUUAAUCAUCAAAUAAAACAAUAUACACCAAGCAUUCGUCCUGAUACUGUGUGUACUUUGUCCUUUUUGAACCUGAAAAGAGCUUUGCAGCGGGCGGGAUCAGCAGACAUAAACAUUGUCGCGUCGUCUGCAGCCAGUGGCAUGGAACUAUCAGAAAGCAAGAUGGUGACAACUGCCACAACUACUGUAAGAGCCAGUAGACCAUCCUGCAAUGCCUCGCAGUAAAGUGACAACUCACUGUGGUCGAAGACCAACCCGAUCUUCAGGGUUGGGGUUAGUCAACGUCUUACCUUUCGCUCCUCUGCUGGGCGUUGCUGACUCGCUCAGCUCCAUCGCUUCGCCUUGUUUACUCAUUGCGUGCAUGUGCAAUAUGAAACCUCUGGUUAUGUGGUCUUGUUAUGGUAACUAUACACCAAAGCAAUUCCUUUGCUAACAAAUACAGCAAAACUAAUGUGUGAAACACAGAUAUUAAAUGUAUUAAGCCCACAGGGCACACUAAUUUAAUCGGACAACAUCUGUAUGCAACCAGAUUGAUCUACUGGAGUAGAAAUUUGCAAAGUCAUAGCACGUGACUAGGCCCCUUUAACAAAUAAAAUCUAAAAUGUUCAUCCAUUAACCCUGUGAUGGACUUGUCCAAGGUGUGCGAGCCCUUCGCCCAACAACUGGAAAUAGGCACCUAAAGAAAUUUGUAGGGUUGACAAUUUUUCACAGCAUUGUACUUAAAAAAACAGAAGAAACAAACUGACAAAAUGAUUUAAGUGGAUAGGUGGAAAAUGGAUGUAACAAGUGAUAAAAUGGCAGUCCAUGCCAUUUUACAAGAGGUACAAAUUGGCAAAAAGAUGAACUGAACUGGAGUUGGAUGGGAGUUAUUUUGUGUUGUAGUUCAGGUUUACGAUGGCAGAAAGCAGGAACUGUUUAUUCAUAAUUGAUUUUAACAAUCUGCAUACAUUCCAGUCUCGCUUCAAAUUACAUCCAGAGAAAAAUGUAAAAACGGAAGCUUAAGUACUGAUGAAACUUUUACAUUUAAAAAUGAAUGCAACGAUGUCUUAAUCCCCUAAAAUCAUGAAAGCUUACAAUUGGUGGCAAAACAACAAGCGUGCUUUGUGUGGCAGUUUACGUCACAAUCAAUUAACCACAGCUGAUUUUAAAAAGAUGACCUCUGGCAAGUACAUAGAUAAUCAGUAGCAAGAGGGCAGAAAAUCACUUUUAAUCGGUUUUAAAUGGAAGCUAACUAAAUUUGAAAUUGGAAGUGGAGGUAGAGCCAAAACAAGAACCUCAGACAAGAAUUUGCCAAAAAAGAAGAAACCAUAAAGGUGAAGCUGCACAGACUGAAAAUACUUGAAUUCACUAAAUUAAAUUGACUCAAGCUGUAUCUCUCUUGAUAUUAUGCCUUGUACUUUAGCCACCAUCAAAAUAUUCUAAUUCUCUUCACUUUGUGAAAUGUGACAUAACUGGUGCUUGUCCCUCUGGUUCAGUUGGGUAAUGGAAAUAUAUGAUAAUUGGAAAGGUUUUGGUUCAUUUGUUUCCCUUUCUGUAGUAGUUGUCGAACACUGAUUCAGUUUCUUGUUCUCUUGAUCUUUCCCGCUCUCUCUUUUUAACGAAUUAAGAUCAAAGAACACACAGAUGGCAGGUUUCUACACAUGCAAGAAGUGCAAAAUUUUUUUGGCUUAUGUUUCCUCUCAAAACGUCAGGAUGCUGUGUAAACUAUAAAUGUAAGCAACAGCUGGGAGAAAAGACGCAAGCAAAACCCACGCUGCGCUAUAAAAACUGCUGGGUAAACAACAGCCCAAUUUGUGUUAUUGGUUAAAUAUGGGCCUAUCCAGGAGCUUUUUAACACAACAAGAGUAGGAUAUGAUUUUGAACCAUCAUACAGGAUCAACCAAUAUUAUUGCGAAACGAUUAAUGUUUAAAUUUAAAACUAUAAACUAACUUUUUUGUUGUUCUCAGUGACAACUGAAUUGGGAUGACAAAAUAUUGACUUUUUUACUUGUUUUGGUCAAAAUGUGACUGUGGAACAUAGCUAGCACUGGAAUGAACUAAUGAGCAUUUAGAACAUGAUAACAAAAUAAUUAAUAAUAAUAAAAUUAUGAAUGUGACCCGCUGACUUAGACAUUAUUAAACAGUAUAACUCAUUUCUUAUGUUGACCAAUGGAAGAGGUUCAUUUAAGUCUGAUUGGGUCAUUGCCUCAUUCAAAAUGGCGGUCAUUAACGAAGGACGAGGCGCUUUCUUGUCAGUAACCCAACAAGCUGAGUCACGAUUUUUGACCCAUGUUCUGUUAGAACAACCCAACCGUAUAAAACCAGCAUCUGUGUUAAACAAAGAUUUCACUUUCAUUUUAAAAUAUCUUAUGGUCACAUUAGCAUAGUCUUAUUUUCGCAGCUGCCUGGAAAAUACCUAAAAUAUCAAAGCAGUACAGACAUUUACUGCAAUUGUAAUUGCUAAACAGAGGCUGCACAGCUCAAAUAAUGGAUGAUAUGCCUGAGGGAAAAAGAAACGUAAUAUGUAAUUUUAACACAAUAACCACUAUUUCCACCUAUAGCGUUUGUUACGGCUUUAUGGGUUUUAAAGUCUUUGACCGUUUUGUGUUCAGUUAUUAUCCUUCCCUAUGUUUUUGGUGACAGUGUGUUUUUGUUUAAGUGCCUGUUGUUAAACAGCUGAAAGCUGCUCAUAUACUCAGGUCCUAAUUUACAUGCAGUAAUUUUUAUUUGCAGUCGCCACUGGUUGAAGGAGUAGCACAUAUACCAUCUAGUGAUUUCAGCUCACUACUACAGAUAGACCCAUAGACCUUCACGUCGAGCCUAAUGAACACAAGACAAGCUUUAAUCUGAAAUUUAGUAGGACCAUGCCUAAAAACAUCAUACUGCCUGCAAAGGUUUGGUUCCAAUUUACAAACACGGACAGUAGUAAAAACGUACUUUAUCAUAGGGAAAUUUUGUCAGCGCUUAACACAUUGUGAAGUUCUAUUUAUGAAAAAUAUAUUAUUGUUUUACACAGCAUCCUGGCUGUUUUGGGAAGGUUAAUUGUGAAAUUGUGAAAGCUGAAAGCACAUUUAUUUGUAAAGGAAAACUUUAAAUUAAGCAAAAAGAGGCUGCUGAAAAAUCCACCAAGGACCCAUCACAGGUUUGGUUAUCUUAGCUUUCUUACACAUUAAGUUUUUAUCAUUUUCUUUUCCCCCGUGUCUCCUCUGAUAACCCCAGUCUUAUGAAGGUGCAAUAUUAAAUUGCUGCAAAAUCCCUUUAAUUAAGGUCCCAUCCAUUUCCUGGUGAAGGCGUUUGGGGUGUGACAGUUUGCAAAGACUAAGUGCACUAUUAGCCUUCUGGAAGAAAUUAUUAGCGGGUCAUCUUUGCAUCAGGGAGUGACUCCAGAAAACUUGUGAUUGGAACACAACCUCUUCUUAUUUUGUGCGCUCUUCUUUUUAAACAUGCUUAUAUUUUAUUGUUUUGUUCGAAUCUCAUGCAGGUAGCCAGUUGUCCACUAGAGGAAGCUGCCUCUCUGCUUCCUGCGGCUAUAGACGCUGGAAAUCUUCUAGAGAGAUGUUUUGUUUUAAAGAUUAAUUGAAUCUCUUUUAGUGGUUAACACGACAAAGUAAUAACGGCAUGUAAAUGGUGCAUUUGUAAGCUUUGUUCUGCAGAGGGGAAUGGUUUUACAAAAUCUAUCCAGCAUCUAAUGAUGCCGUAAUUCUCAAUCUUAUUUGUCUCUCAGAUGAUUUCAGAUUCGCUCCAAAAAAAUCUAAAAAAAAAAACAAAUACUGAUGUCACCUUGAAUUUUUGAGUUUUAUUUGGUGGGACUAAUGUGCAUUUCAACAUCUCAACCUUUGCUGUGGUGUGAAGUGGUUGUGUUCACAUGCCAUGGUGUCUUAAAGGACGUAAAGUAUUUUAGGACUUUUGUUGAGGAAAAGCUUGUGGUACUGGAUAUUUAAAGAGAUACUUUUAAAUUAUCACUUAUAAAAGUUAUAUAAACAUAUGAAUACAUUUUAUGCAUAAAUGGACAUUCUCAUGUUUUGAAAUAAACAUUUAUAUACUGA
Molecule: messenger RNA, 9018 nt
Organism: Fundulus heteroclitus (mummichog)
Lineage: Eukaryota; Metazoa; Chordata; Actinopteri; Cyprinodontiformes; Fundulidae
Exons: 4
Coding region: 2304-3794 (496 amino acids)
Biological process (GO): modulation of chemical synaptic transmission; synaptic transmission, glutamatergic; ionotropic glutamate receptor signaling pathway
Cellular component (GO): postsynaptic membrane; plasma membrane
Molecular function (GO): transmitter-gated monoatomic ion channel activity involved in regulation of postsynaptic membrane potential; NMDA glutamate receptor activity
Source: RefSeq, a predicted model, not a curated record